Messenger RNA from Lingula anatina, 3038 nucleotides. RefSeq lists its product as uncharacterized. Gene Ontology annotation, cellular component: membrane. Gene Ontology annotation, molecular function: G protein-coupled receptor activity. The record is from RefSeq and is a predicted model, not a curated record. Gene Ontology annotation, biological process: G protein-coupled receptor signaling pathway. NCBI's taxonomy places the organism in Eukaryota, Metazoa, Brachiopoda, Lingulata, Lingulida, Lingulidae.
AGAAAAUACCUGUUGAGAUAAGAUCUGGGAAACUCAUUGCUUUUGACUGGCAGAUACAUGCCCUAUAGGUAGAGGGCCAAUCAUACAGCACGACACAAAGCUAAUAAGCUUUUUCUCUGUAGUGAGAUGCAAAAGGCUGUUUUAUUGGUCUGUUUAGAAUAGUGUGGGCAGGGCAUACUAUUGACAUUUAUUCUCAGAAUUUAAACAGGAGCUUAAACCUUUUUCUCCUAGUGUCAAAGUAGUGAUUGGCAGAGUGGUUUUCAGUCGAGACAGUUUAGAAAGAAAUGUAGCAUAAACUGUAUUUUUUAUUUAUUAAAUGAAGAUCAUGCAUAUACAUAUGUGAUGACAACUUUCAUUGUGGAUUUUCACACUCGCUAGUUGAAGAAUUACUUGAGAUAGCAGUGAGUGGACAAUAUGAAUAGGAACUUGUCACAUUGACAGAGAAGACAUAUUACUCCUAUUUUCAUUGGAAAUAAGAGCGAAAAAUACAGCCAUGGUUAAGAGUUCUUUUAGUUUUGUGCCAAGAUAAAGAUUGUUACAGGAGAAAGUGAUCAAGCAUAUCAUUAGAAGGAAUAAUACUGCGUGUGGCAGCUGCAAUUUCGUAGGAUUUCCUCGCUAUUCAGUGAUAUCUGCUCACUACUGAGUUCCUGUAACUAAUUGAAGGGUUUCCUGUAAGCUGAUUAUGUGUGGCAAGACAUGAAAUCCAAUUAAUUAAUGACAAAGAAGCAGGCAGUUGAACAGACACGUGGAUUUCCAUUCGGAUUAUCGUUUUCUUGGUAAAAAUAAUCUUAUGCUGAAAGAAAAUGAUAUUUGCCAGCUUUACUGUAAGAUGGGCACAGUCAGAGUAUUAAAUUUUAUCAGCAUUUUUUUAAUGAAAACUGCCAAGUAAAUUUUUUUCCUAUCAGAGCAGUUUGUCUGGAUUAGUGACAAAGCACCUCUCAUUCAACGAAAAAAUUAUUUUGGUCUGGAUUUUAAGAGUUGCUGCCUUGCAUCUUAAGCACUAGUGAGAACACUUUGGAGAUUGAGUUUCAGACAGCGCCUACUCAUCAGCCCAUUGUUAUGUAGGAGUUAUGACACCCUGGUGAAUUAUGAAAAGACUGCCAACAGAUCAGAGAAUUGAAGAUAAAUGAGACACUUGGAAGACCAUUUGUCAGAGCUGUAGAUUACUGUUCACUAUUGCGUGCGGCAGAUGACAUGCAUGUAACAAGGCGUUAAUUUUCUCACUAGAAGGAGCCGACGUUUUUCAUCCAGACUGGGUUAUUUCAUUAAAAGACUGUUAUUUUGGAUGCUUGGCAGUUUCAUUACAUUUAUUUCUGCAUGUCAAAAAGUUUGAUGGAUUGAGCAGAUUUUGUAGCAGUUUGUCCCCAUUCGUAUUGAUAUCAAUACAUGUAUUAGUGCCACCCCAAAUAUUUGAAAAUAAUGGUGAGUGCAUGGCAUGUUGAGUUUUAACAGACUUUAGAUAGAAGUGUUUUAUACUAAACCAAGAAAAUAACUGAUAGUGAAGGAAAUAUGGAUGUUGGAUUAUUCACAGGAAAAUACACCUUUAACAUUAUAAGAACUGCUUAGUGAUUUAAAUUCUGCAGUUGUUAUAUUUCUAUUUAUUUUAUGAACUUAGUUUUGUUUUAUUCUGAAUUAUUAAGAUCUGGUCGUGUACAGGUUGAGUCCAUCACAUACCAGUAGGUGCAGUUUGAUUGAAGGGAAUUUGUACAUAGUUUGUGCUUAAAAAUUUCCUGAAAAGAAAACAAAAAGUCUCAGGGUUGUUGGCCUAUCACAUUGAUCAGCAGUGUUAUGUACUAAAUGAGAUUCUUAUUAUUCUUUUUCCAUUUGUUCAGAUCAUAAGUGAAAACAGAAUGCCUCUCCAAGAGAAGCCAGGUUCCAACCUCUCAGUUCUGCUGUUGAACAGUUCCGUAGAGCAUGAUGCAGAUGUCUCCUCAGACUUUGCAUUCAAUUGUUCUUAUGAUAAUGUCAGUGGAAACUGCACUAACAUCGACCCAGUCACGCAGAACAGUUUACUCCAUAUCAUGAUGAGCAUUCUUUUUUAUGCUUUUUGCGCUGCUGGCAUAGUAACAAAUAGUUUGUCCCUAAUUGCAAUAUACCACACAUCCAGACCAUUCAAACCAAAAAGAAUUUUUAUCACAAAUCUGGCAGCGGUGGACUUGGCCACAGUUCUGUUUAUAUUAUUAACAGACAUGAUAGACCAAAGCCACAUUUGUAGUAACAUGUCCACUACCAUUCUGAUAUCAGUUUACGAAGUCUCUGGGCUCACAGUUUUGACUUUGACAAUCGACAUGUUCAUUGCAGUCUGUGUGCCCUUGCACUACUCCUUGUCCAUGACCAAGGUGCGGGCUUGUAUUAUUGUUGCCAUUAUUUGGGGAUUCAUCAUUGGAAAAGAUUUGCUAUUCAUUACCGUAGGGGGAAGCCUGUAUGGAAGUGAGACUCUCUGUGAAGGCGCCACCCCAGCAUUUCCCUCCCCUUUGGUGUACUUCAAUGCAGUGUUGUGUGCCCUCAUAUUGCUGUUGUCAUUAAUAUUGUACAUUACAAUUUUCCUGGGCAUUAGAAAACACCAGAGCAUGUUGCACAAUGUUGAGACAAGGGUUCAGAUCAAAAUGAACCUCAAAACCACUGUUACUCUUCUUCUCCUCUACUCGUCGCUGUUAGUGAGUUGGGGCCCAUGGAUUGUAGCCGUGGUCUUAAUUAGCUUUGGCUACGGAAGCCCUCCUGUGAAUAAGUUGCUGAUGGCAGGGUUGUUUUUAAUGCUAUUUAAUGUCUUGUCCGAUUCCAUUGUCUUUGGCAUCCGCAUGCCUGAUAUUCGAAAAGGCUUGAGGAAGGCAUUCAAGAUGAAGUCCCGCUCGGCACGUUCUUACGCGAGCUGCCCCACUAUGAAUGGUAGUUUACGGGUAUCUACAUCUAUAUAAGGCAUGCCGUUGGUGAAAUUUAAAGAAUCCAUGAAAUGCAAGGGUGGUCGAAAGCCUUCUUCUGGGUCUUCUGGAAGAUGGUCAGAAUUUUUUAAGUUUACAUUUCUGUUGGAAGAUGGUCAA